Vollenhovia emeryi is the source of this 2377-nucleotide messenger RNA. RefSeq names its product neural Wiskott-Aldrich syndrome protein. NCBI's taxonomy places the organism in Eukaryota, Metazoa, Arthropoda, Insecta, Hymenoptera, Formicidae. Gene Ontology annotation, biological process: actin filament organization. Gene Ontology annotation, molecular function: actin binding. The coding region runs from base 519 to 2108 and encodes 529 amino acids. The transcript has 7 exons. The record is from RefSeq and is a predicted model, not a curated record.
GUCAUUCUGAAAGCCAGAAUUUCGCAUUGUUGCCACGUGGGGUCUCGCAAUAUUAAUUCGGAGUCUGUAUUCGGAGUUCGCUCGUCAUUCCUGUCUACUCUUGUCACUCCUGUCGACCCUUGAUCUUGCGUGCGAGGGUGCGUCACAUGAAGAAACGGAGAAAUGCGAAACGUUGAACCGGAUAGAUAGGCAAUGUCGUUGUUAUCUUGAGUUGAGUUUCUCCCGUUGGACUUAUAUAUCGACGUGAGAGUAUUUGUCGUCGAAGAGUAUCAAAGAUUCAGGGCGAGUUUCAUUACUUCAAAUCUUACGUGAAUAAUUUAUACGUAUUUGGAUCUCUCGGUCUUCUUUCUUUUCUCUCUGUCGAGGCAGUAUCGUUGCUAUAUGUGCGAUUAUGCCGUUGGGCGUUGGAUCAACGUACGUUGAUGUAAUGAUGACGAAAGAAAUAUUAUAGAUGCAAAAAUAGGCGCGGCCUUAGAUUAAAUAUCUGCGUGACGAUCCUAACCUAGUUUGACGAUAACAUGAAGUCGGGCAACACGGACAAGCAUAGGGGCACGAUACUCUUAAAGCCGGAGGAAAAUGACCAAGUUUUCCAACUGAUAGGGAAUCGAUGCCAGUGUUUAGCAGCUGGUGUUAUACAAUUAUAUUUGACUGAAGCUCCCUUACACAAAGAUUGGAUUAAAAAGAAUACAGGUAUUAUUACCCUAAUAAGAGACAAUCCAAGACGCAGUUUUUUCUUGCGAUUAUAUUGUUUGCAAAGGAAGAUGAUGUUAUGGGAACAUGAAAUCUAUAAUUCGAUGGAUUAUAAAGCGCCAAUGUCAUAUUUUCAUACAUUUGAGGCAGAAUAUUGUAUGGCUGCAUUUAAUUUUGCGAGUGAAACCGAAGCUAUUACGUUAAGAAAUAUACUUCUUGGGAAAUUAAAUGCUAAACGUCAAAGAAGACAAGAAAGGAGAGCGAAAGAAAUGCAGGGUAGUAACACUAUGCCUUGGAAGAAUCAAAAUAGCCUGUUACCCUUUACUGUCACAUCAGGUUCGUCGAAUAAUUUGUCAAAUGGCGCGCCUAAUACAGUUGGCGUUAAUAGAAGUGCUUCUAGUAGUUCAAUGUACAAAACUAAAAAGAAAAAAAAUGAACAAGAUCUUAAGCGCAAGUUGACUAAGGAUGAUAUUAGCCUUCCUUCUAAUUUCAGACAUGUGGCACACUUAGGAUGGGAUGUUAAUAACAAGGGUUUGGAACUAGAUUCUGUAGAUUCAGAAUUGCAACAAUUUUUUGACUAUGCCGGUGUUUCGGAACAUGAACUUCAAGAUAAAGGCACUCGGAAGUUUAUAUAUGAUUUUAUCGAAAGGAACGGAGGUAUGAGUGCAGUGCAAGAGGAUAUUCGGCCAUUGGUCAAUGCAAAAAAUAGUGAUCAGCCUCCUGCACUGCCACAAAGGCAGGAAUAUCCCCCACCUGUUCCAGCACGAACAAUACCUCAUCAAACACGCAUUGCUCCACCUUUACCUCCAAAUCGGUUUAAUGCAUCUCCUGCAUUAUCAAGUGUGCCAUCUAGCCUACCUCCAAGUGCACCUCUAAAUGCUUCUCCCAAUAAUCCACCAGUACACAGAACCUUACCCUCAAGACCACCUCCACCAACUAUAACAUCAGCACCGGUUCUUCCUCCACCUCCUCCUCCACCUCCACCUUCAACUCCUUUGAAAAUCAAUACAAACAUUCCCACACCUCCACCUCCACCACCUUUACCGGACUUGAGUAGCAUCAACAGCACAACAACGAACACAAAUGUUACUAAUAACAAUAAUGAGGAAUCAGUCGCUGAUCUUAGACCGAUGCUCAUGGAAUCUAUUAGAAGCGGUACAAUUUUAAAGAAAGUUGAUAAGGCAGAAAUAAAACCACCAUUAGUGGUUGAAGAUUCAAGAGGAGAAUUGCUACGACAGAUACGUGAAGGCAUAGAAUUGAAACCCGUUCGAAAUGAAGCAAAAUCUAACACGUUGCCUGCACCUCGUGGUGGUUUGGCCGACGCAUUAUCUAGAGCUCUAGCUGAACGAUCUCGUGCAAUUCAUAGUGAAAGCGAAGAAUCCACUAGCGAUACCACCGAUGAUGAAUGGGAUGACUAAAUCAGAUUUCGCAUAUGGAAGUUCACAAAGAGAAGCCAGAGGGACUAUGCAAGGCAUCAAAUAUACUUUUGCUGCUUGGAGAGAAAUCCUAGUCACAAGACAAAAUGUUAUAGUUUAUUGUACUUUAUUCCCAACUUCACAUAUUAGUCAAACUAACUCCACAUUUUUUUAACACUUACAUUAUAUAUUGUUUGACUGGUGUAUUUAAUUUACAGAAAUUGUCAGGCCGAAUAUACUAUUAUAUUAUAAUAGAAUUAACUGAAAGGGUA